Messenger RNA from Danio aesculapii, 6487 nucleotides. Its product is annotated as brefeldin A-inhibited guanine nucleotide-exchange protein 2-like. The record is from RefSeq and is a predicted model, not a curated record. Gene Ontology annotation, biological process: regulation of ARF protein signal transduction. NCBI's taxonomy places the organism in Eukaryota, Metazoa, Chordata, Actinopteri, Cypriniformes, Danionidae. Gene Ontology annotation, molecular function: guanyl-nucleotide exchange factor activity.
GUGCGGCCAACAUGGCGACGCAGUGCUGAGAGAGCAGCGUCCAACUGGCCCCGACGGAACCAGCGACAACAUCGGCCCCUCCUGGCACCUUCACGCCCCUGCCAAACCGCAGGGAACGGGCCAGGGAUGACGGCCUGACGGACCACUAAAAUCACGUCGAGCAAGAGAUGAAAGAACAGGAAGCGCUGGCAACACAUCGACGGCAUACGCAGACAGAAAGCCUGAGCACCAAGAGCAUGUUUCUGUCUCGGGCGCUGGAGAAAAUCCUCGCGGAUAAAGAGGUGAAGCGGAGCCAGCACAACCAGCUGCGCAAGGCUUGUCAAGUGGCGCUAGAUGAAAUCAAGCAUGAACUGGAAAAGCAGAAGGACGGCACUGUUGUUCCUCCCAGAGCCAACUACAUUGAGGCUGACAAAUAUGUCCUGCCUUUUGAGCUGGCAUGUCAGUCCAAGUCUCCACGUAUCGUCAGUACGUCUCUCGAUUGCCUACAGAAACUCAUUGCGUAUGGGCACAUCACAGGAAACGCCCCUGACAGCGCAGCUCCGGGAAAGCGACUGAUUGACCGUCUGGUGGAGACCAUCUGUAACUGCUUUCAGGGACCCCAGACUGAUGAGGGCGUGCAGCUUCAGAUCAUUAAGGCUCUGCUGACCGCAGUGACAUCACCACACAUAGAGAUCCAUGAGGGGACGAUUCUGCUAACUGUGCGCACCUGUUACAACAUCUACCUGGCCAGCCGUAAUCUGAUCAACCAGACCACGGCCAAGGCCACUCUCACACAGAUGCUCAAUGUCAUCUUUACCCGUAUGGAGAAUCAGGCGGCUUUAGAAGCUCAGGAAGCAGAGAAGGAGCGGCAGCGUCUACAGCUGCGCAACCCUUCCCCAGUGUCCAGUAACCCUUCACCUGUCAACCAAAACCCUUCUCCAACUCCUGGUCGGGGAUCGGGAUCCCCAUGGAUGGGACGAGCCCGCUCUGAACAGAACGGUUCGCUUUCUCUCAGCCCUCCUGGGGUCCCUUCUACUCCCUCCACCCCUCAAGACUCAUCCUCCAUCAACGGCCAGCCAGAGGAGUUCAAAUCAGAGGAGGAGUUUGCCACAAGUAAACAGAGCACCAAGGACAUUACACAUCCAGAUGAGGAGCUUCAGGAGUCAGACCAAAGGACUGUCGAUGCUUCUGUGACUGGAGGUGUUGAAGGAGAAGAUACACAUCCGCAGUCUGAAACAGAAGCAGGUUCUGAGGUCCUGGAGGAGACAGAGCCGGACAGUGGACUGGGAGACAGCUCUGUGGAAGGAGGAUUAGAUCAACAUUCUGACUCAGAAACCAGAGUGCUGCCCCCUGUUGUCCGAGUUGACAUACAGCAGAUGAAUGGAAUGGUGGAUGACCGCGGCUCAGAGUCCUCCACAGACAUGCUGGAUGCAGAAAGCAUUCAUGGCAGUCAAACAGCUGCGCGCUUCUCCCACAUUCUCCAGAAAGACGCCUUUCUUGUGUUUCGCUCUCUCUGCAAGCUCUCCAUGAAGCCUCUCGCUGAUGGACCACCAGACCCAAAGUCUCAUGAGUUGCGCUCUAAGGUUGUUUCUCUGCAGCUGUUGCUGUCGGUGCUGCAGGGCGCUGGACCUGUAUUUCGAACCCAUGAGAUGUUUGUGAACGCCAUCAAACAAUACCUGUGUGUGGCGCUCUCUAAAAACGGGGUCUCCUCUGUGCCUGAAGUAUUUGAACUGUCUCUUGCCAUCUUCCUCACCUUGCUCUCCCACUUCAAAGUGCACCUUAAGAUGCAGAUCGAGGUGUUCUUCAGGGAGAUCUUUCUGACAAUCCUGGAGACAUCGUCUAGCUCUUUUGAGCACAAGUGGAUGGUCAUUCAGACUCUAACGCGAAUAUGUGCAGAUGCACAGUGUGUUGUGGAUAUUUAUGUUAACUAUGACUGUGAUCUCAACGCUGCAAACAUUUUUGAGCGGCUGGUAAAUGACCUGUCUAAAAUCGCCCAGGGGAGAAGUGGACAGGAGCUCGGCAUGACCCCAUUACAGGAGCUGAGUUUGAGAAAGAAAGGCCUGGAGUGUCUGGUGUCCAUUUUGAAGUGCAUGGUGGAAUGGAGCAGAGACAUGUACGUCAACCCCAACCUGCAGGCUAACCUUGGUCAAGAACGUCCAGCAGAGGGCGACAGUGCUGACGUGAAGCUGCCUGAGCAUCUCUCGUCUCGCAGAGAUAGCGUGAGCUCUCUGGACUCCACCGUGUCGUCUGGAGUUCAGCAAUCUCAGCCUGAUCACCCCGAGCAGUAUGAGGUCAUCAAGCAGCAGAAGGAGAUCAUCGAGCAUGGCAUUGAGCUGUUUAACAAGAAACCAAAAAGGGGAUUGCAAUACCUGCAGGAGCAAGGCAUGCUGGGAACUUCACCAGAGGACAUUGCACAGUUCCUGCAACAGGAGGAGCGAUUAGACACGACUCAGGUUGGCGAGUUUCUGGGUGAGAAUGUGAAGUUUAAUAAGGAGGUGAUGUACUGCUACGUGGACCGACUGGACUUUUGUGGCAAAGACUUUGUGUCCGCGCUUCGUGCCUUCCUGGAGGGGUUCAGGCUUCCGGGUGAAGCCCAGAAAAUUGAUCGGCUGAUGGAGAAGUUUGCCGCCCGCUACCUGGAGUGCAAUCAGGGGCAGACUCUGUUUGCCAGCGCCGACACUGCUUACGUUCUGGCCUACUCCAUCAUCAUGUUAACCACCGACCUGCACAGUCCACAGGUGAAGAACAAGAUGACGAAGGAGCAGUACAUAAAAAUGAACCGUGGCAUUAAUGACUCUAAAGACCUGCCUGAGGAGUAUCUGUCCUCUAUCUACGACGAAAUAGCAGGCAAGAAGAUUGCCAUGAAGGAGAGCAAGGAGUACUCCAUCACUCCCAAAUCCAGCAAGCAGAAUGUAGCCAAUGAGAAGCAGAGAAGGCUGCUGUAUAACAUGGAGAUGGAGCAGAUGGCUAAAACAGCUAAAGCUCUGAUGGAGGCAGUCAGUCACGCUCAGGCCCCCUUCUUCAGUGCCACUCACCUAGAGCACGUCCGGCCCAUGUUCAAGCUGGCCUGGACUCCCUUGUUGGCUGCGUUCAGUGUCGGCCUUCAGGAUUGUGAUGAUCAGGAUGUGGCGUCUCUGUGCCUGGAGGGGAUUCGCUGUGCUAUCAGGAUUGCCUGCAUCUUUAAUAUGCAGUUGGAAAGAGAUGCUUAUAUCCAGGCCUUGGCCCGGUUUACACUGCUCACUGCCAGCUCAAGUAUCACAGAGAUGAAGCAGAAGAACAUUGACACCAUAAAAACUCUUAUAAUGGUCGCCCACACUGACGGAAACUACCUGGGAAACUCCUGGCAUGAGAUUUUGCGGUGUAUCAGUCAGCUGGAGCUGGCUCAGUUGAUUGGAACAGGGGUGAAGAUGCGUAUCUCCGGUGUGGUCCGGGACCAGGGAGGCGGUAUAAAGGGCUUCCCAUCAGGCGGAGAGGAAUUCAUGCCCCUCGGCUUAGGUACUCUGGUUGGAGGUCCAGACAAGCGUCAGAUGGCUCAUAUCCAGGAGUCAGUAGGGGAGACCAGCUCUCAGAGUGUUGUGGUGGCUGUUGACAGAAUCUUCACUGGAUCCACCAGGCUUGACGGAAAUGCAAUCGUGGACUUUGUGCGAUGGCUGUGUGCCGUGUCCAUGGACGAACUGGCCUCGGCUCAUCAGCCUCGCAUGUUCAGUCUGCAGAAGAUUGUGGAGAUCUCGUACUACAACAUGAACCGCAUCCGGCUGCAGUGGUCACGCAUUUGGCAGGUCAUUGGAGAUCAUUUCAACAAGGUUGGUUGUAACCCAAAUGAGGAUGUAGCCAUCUUUGCCGUGGACUCCCUGAGACAACUUUCCAUGAAGUUUUUAGAGAAAGGUGAACUGGCCAAUUUCCGCUUCCAAAAGGACUUUCUAAGGCCAUUCGAGCACAUCGUGAAGAAGAACAGGUCACCCACUAUCCGGGACAUGGUGAUACGUUGUGUGGCUCAGAUGGUCAACUCUCAGGCUGCUAAUAUCCGCUCUGGCUGGAAAAACAUCUUCUCUGUGUUUCAUCAAGCAGCAUCAGAUCAUGAUGAGAACAUUGUGGAUCUUGCGUUUCAGACCACAGGGCACAUAGUUAUGAACACAUAGCAGCAUUUUGCAGCUGCCAUUGACUCCUUCCAGGAUGCAGUGAAGUGUUUGUCGGAGUUUGUGUGUAACGCUGCGUUUCCUGACACCAGUAUGGAAGCCAUUCGGCUAAUUCGCCACUGUGCUAAAUAUGUGUCUGAAAGGCCGCAGGCCCUGAGGGAGUAUACUAGUGACGACAUGAACGUGGCCCCUGGUGACAGGGUUUGGGUGCGAGGCUGGUUCCCCAUCCUGUUUGAGCUUUCCUGCAUCAUCAACCGCUGCAAACUAGAUGUUCGGACCAGGGGACUGACUGUCAUGUUUGAGAUCAUGAAGAGUUACGGACACACCUUUGAGAAGCACUGGUGGCAUGAUCUCUUUCGCAUCAUCCGAAUAUUCGACAACAUGAAGCUCCCCGAGCAGCAGACUGAAAAAACGGAGUGGAUGACGACGACAUGUAACCACGCUCUCUACGCCAUCUGCGACGUGUUCACGCAGUUCUACGAGCCUCUGAGUGAAGUGCUGCUGGCGGACAUUUUUGCGCAGCUGCAGUGGUGCGUCAAACAAGAUAAUGAGCAGCUGGCACGCUCGGGCACGAACUGUCUGGAGAACCUGGUGAUCCUGAACGGGGAGAAGUUCAGUCCGGAGGUGUGGGACGUCACCUGCUCCUGCAUGCUGGACAUCUUCCAGACCACCAGCCCUCAUGCCUUGCUGACAUGGAGACCAGCUGGACAGGAAGAGGAGGUGGGAGAAGGGAAACACAUGGAUGUUGAGGUGGAUUCCCAGUCACAGAGCAGCUUUGAGAGAACUCUGUCAGAGAGAGGCCACAGUCAAAUGUCCACCGCCAGCGAUGAAACAUGGAAAGGAAAGUCCCACACCAGGGUUUCGGACCACAGGCUGUUUGCAGGGCUGCUUAUAAAGUGCGUCGUACAGCUGGAGUUGAUUCAGACAAUAGACAACAUUGUAUUCUACCCUGCUACCAGCAAGAGAGAAGAUGCUGAGAACAUGGCCGCCGCUCAGCGAGAUGCACUUGAGCAGGCAGAAGAGGGAGAGGCGGAGGUGGAUCAGGGCAUGUACAGACACCUGUCGUCCCAGCACCUCUUCAAACUGCUCGACUGCCUCCUCGAGUCCCACAGGUUCGCCAAGGACUUCAACUCCAACAAUGAGCAGCGCACGGCCCUCUGGAGAGCAGGCUUUAAGGGGAAGUCAAAACCGAAUCUUCUGAAGCAGGAGACCAGCAGUCUGGCCUGCAGUCUGAGGAUCCUCUUUCGCAUGUACUCCGACACGCAGCUGCGAGACUCCUGGCCAGACAUCCAGACACGUCUGCUGCAUGUGUGCAGUGAAGCCCUGGCGUACUUUAUCAGUCUGACCUCAGAGAGUCAUCGCGAAGCGUGGACAAGUCUCCUGCUGCUGCUGCUCACCCGCACACUCCGACUACCUGAUGAUAAAUUCAAGCCUCAUGCCUCCUGCUACUACCACCAUCUGUGUGAGAUGAUGCAGUUCGACCUCAUUCCGGAGCUCCGCGCUGUUUUGCGGCGAUUUUUCCUCCGCAUCGGUUCCGUCUUCCACAUCGCUGCUCCCGAACUGGGCCAAGCACAGCCUUCAUCAUCAUCAUCAUCAUCAUCAUAAAGCGGAAGAGAACGGAAAUGAACUGGGAAGAAAGCAAGACUGCAGCAUGGAUGGACACAGAACGACUGUCCUGAACGCUUUCUCCGAACGCCAGCUGUGAUGAGAGAACAGCACUGUGACGCUUCUGCUCCGUCAUCCACACACGAGUCACGUGCGCUUCUUUUUAGGUUUGACUUCCUUCAGGAUUGCUGCCACCGUAAUUUAUUACCAGUACUGCUGUGUAUCUGAUUUCUGAUCGUCUGCUGAUUUCAUCUUUGUGUUCUGAUCUGUUCAUUGUUUGACUGUUUUUCUCAAAGAAACAAACAUGCAGAGACGAGAUCAACCUCUGAGACACCCAGUGAGCAAUGGCCGUUUACGUUUACUGAUUGAAUGAUCAUCUCAGAUUAAUUUAAAGCCGUUAAAAUGAUUUUAGUUUGUGGGGAAAGACUUUGAUUUGGAGUCACAGUAAAACACACGUUAUCAUAAGAAUGCAACAGUUCCUUUCAAAGCAUCUGGUGUUGAUCCACACAUAUACACACACACACUACCAUUCCACACAUCAUGCCUUUCAUCAGAUUUAGGACUGUGAUUUCAAGGGUUUGUUCAUUGUUUUCAUAUUUAUCAAAAUCUUAAGACAUCUAAUGAAUAUUAUUUAAUUUUACUGCACUAAAGUUUGCUUUAAUAAUAGAUUUUUUUUUAAUUGUUCAUUUUUUGCAAGUGCUGCUUGCUCUUGAUUCAGAGUCUGACUGAAUUGACAAGUCUACGCAAUGGGGAGUCAUUAGAAAAGA